AUGUCACAUAUCAUUAUGAAAAUAACAAACAGUUCAGUUGGCAAAAUCUGGGUCCGACUAAAAGUGAAGCUUCCAAUCAGCCUGUCACAAAAGCCAGGUAAGUGAAAUUUUUCUAGUUUUCUGCCUCAGGCACCACUAUGGUGUGGACAACAGCUAGAAAGCAAAGGCCUUAAUUGGAGGGACAAACUAAGCGCGCUAAGUAUGGCGUACCCUUCCCAUGACGGACUAUGCGCGCCAGGUACAAGAGAGACGCCUGGGUACGAAGCAAGCUAGUAUUUAUGUUGUGAGAUACUCAUCAUCCGGGAAAGGCUGGCCCUGUUAUUAUGCAUAUAAUUUUCAGACUAAGGCCCGUUGGAGAUUUGAUAACUAUUGGUAAAUGGCCAACGCCUUCGCAACUUGAGUUACAAUGAUCUUCGUGUGCAGAGUAAAAGUAGACCCUUUUCCAUAUUGAUAACAUCAUGCAUAGUUUCAUCAAAACUCUGGUUGUUGCUGAUUUUCCAAUAGCAGCCCGUUUUUAGCACUUAUUAUACAUUGUACUUACUAGCUGUGCUCUCAUUGUUACAGCUACUUUUGUAAAUUAGGGUAAGCUACAGAUAAAUUAGCAUAGGUAUUUGCUAAUAGAUAAGUGACUAAUUUGUUGGUUGGCGCGCAUGAUUUCUACGAGCAAUGGCGAACUAAGCCGUCAAACUAUGUUCCUUGCGACGUUCCCUUUCGCGUUAUUUCUUCCAAACAGCGGUUAAUACGGCAGUUAUAAGUUUCAUUUUUGCCAACGAGCAGCCUAAUAGGGCCGUGCACAAAAGUUCCAAGGCACAAUGAAUCUCGAAGAUAUGUUACAUAAGUUAGAGUAAGGUAACUUUUAUGACGUAAUGCAGAACAGAGAAUGCAUUGUUUUCAAACGAACACGUGAUACAGAACAGAGAAUCCGCGAGCCGUGCGCGAGUUUGUAAGUCCCGUGCUCAUCCCAUCUUCAACCAAUCGUCGGGUGGAUUAAUUCGCAACAUAAACGUAUAGCUGUCGCAUUUGCCCGCUGGAAUUUUUUUGCUUCGGUAAUUCAUAACAUUUCUAAACAUUUCUAACGUAAUCUUCAUAAAUUGAUCGUUUCUCAUUGCACGAUGUCUUGACGCUACGACUUGUAAUGACACACACACACACUGAGAGUUUUGAGAUUCUUGGAUUACUUUGCCAUCACUUGCUGAUUAAAGAAUUUUCCUUGCUUUGCCUCUUGCUUUAUAUCAAGGAUACUUGCCUUCCAAUGUACUGCGAACAAUAGUCUUGGAGAACAAAGACAGUCUUGAGAGAAACAUUGGAGCUGAAAUUGUUACCGUAAAUGAGGUCACUUGGGACUCACCCACCCUCACCACAGAACGAUCCACUAUUAAGGUAGUCACAGUGUUACCCACCACUUUCCAGGGAUCGCUCCAGGAAUAUUACACCAGUUUUCUUCCCUACGUGCUAGGAGCCUUUUGCCUGACUGCAGCUUUCAUCGUAGGUUUCGUGUUUUACAGGUGAGAGUUUUAUUUCCCUCAACAUACCCUUUAAAUGUCACUCCUCAGUAAACGAAAUUCUGGCAACAUGCCUACUCUAUAUAAUUCUUUAACCUGUUGACGAAGGCUACCAUUCAAAUGAAAACUCUCUAUCGAAACUUUGGAUUACAGCAAUUUAUAUCAUGAUCUUAGCAUUUUAUAAUGAGAAGUUUUAUUUUUUUUAUAAGACUUUUACUUAGGAUAUUGGGUUUUUAAAGGGUCAGGCCAUUGUGCGACCCUGCAAUAAACUUGGAUUAAGUUGCUGUUCAGAGCCAGAGAACGGAGCUCGAAUACAAGGUCGCGAACGCCUCUGAUAAAGGGUUGGUGAUUCUCGAUUACCUUAGAACGUUUCACUUUUUCAGCCUUAUAUUUCAAGUAACCAAAUCCCAUAUUGAUUACUCGUUAGUCAGAUAAUAAACAGGGGCACCCAACGAGAAUAUAGUUCAAAACCACUUAAACAUAGCAUUGUUAAACGUAUUUUAGUAUUUAUACGGUAGAUAAAGGCAUAUUUUUAUCCCCUAAAAAUUUUUCAUCUGUUCGGAUUUCCUAGCUGAAAGUCUAGUGAUCCGAAAAUUAUAGGGAUCAAAACUCGCCUUUUCGAAAAUUUCAGCCAGAAAAAAGGCUCCCGAAAAUUCUAGGUGACCUUUUUAGGGUAAAAAUCCGUUUAAAAUAGGCAAUUAUACCAUUUUUUAGAUGUUCGAAAAUCCUAGGAGAGGCAGGCAAGCAAGAAGUUUUACAACAAAUGUUCCGAAAAUUCUAGAUCUCAAAUCGUCUUCCGAACAGAUAUUUUUCCGAAAAUUGUCGUUGGGUGCCCCUGAAUAAACUAGAGGAUUCCUUGUUUAUAUAGAGUUAGAAGCAACAAGCAAAAUCUCUCCGAAAUCGUUUUCUUUUUUUUUAACUUAAGGAGAAGCAAGUUACGCGGAACAAGAAUCCAGCCUGAAACAACGUCCAACAAAUCCGAAGAGGAAUUAAUUAUCUUGUCAUCACGGAAGACGUCAAAAAGUACGAGGCCUCGCUCAGCUUCAAACGAUACUAAGAGAACGGUGAGCUACAGAGCAACGGAAUCAGAAAUCAUUCAUUUUUAUUUACGAACUGGAAAUGAAAACACCUUUUUGUUCUUCCUCCUCCCUUUUCUUUGAUGCUUUUCUUGUACUCGUCAAAACCGGUCCCGUUGCAGCACUUAUGUGCAGAAAUGCAAGUUAACCAACAACGAAAAUGGCAACUCUGGCAAAUUUCUCCUUAAAAGCCGAGACUUCUAAAUCCAAUUCGAUCUGGAACGCAUGGCUACGUGUUAAUGAGUUCUUAAGAACUCCUAAGUGCUCCGUGGUAAACAAAUUACAAUUGUAAUUACAAAUUCAAAUGAGCUGUAAGAUUAGCCUGAGAAAACAGCCGACAUUUCGCGACGUCACGACUGAUAUCCUCACGAUAUGACGUCUGAGAAACGGACGGGGGUAGAAAUUCCAAUUCCAAUUCCAAUUCCAAUUCCAAUUCCAAUUCCAAUUCCAAUUUCAAUUACAAAUUCAAAUGAGAUGUAAGAGUAGCCUGACAAAACAGCCGACAUUUCGCGACGCCACCACUGGUCCCCAUCCCGAUAUGACGUCUGAGAAACGGGGGUAGAAAUUGCAAACUGAUGAGGCGUUGCUACCCAAACCUGCUUCUGAUUGGUGGAAGCAAAUCUCCAUCCAAUCAGAAGCACAACCCAGGGUUCGGCAAAUACCAAAAUGACUUCAUCUUCUGAAUCAUUCGAGCCAAAUCAGGCCAAUCUAUGGUCUCUCACUGCACUUAAGUAACACGGAAAGACGCAAAACUAUCGAAAAAAAUUUUCUUUCAAAACGGCACUUUGAAUCCUCACGAAAUCACUGAAGGAUUUUCAUUCAACUAUUAAAUUUAUUCUUGUUUUUGUAUAUGUUUAUAUAUCAUGUUCCCAUCGAUAGCGUUACUUCGCCUAUAGCAUUCGAUACACAAACCACACACAAUCCUCAUCCUUUAAAUAGCUCUUACUGGAGGCUAGUACGCCGAAACUUCAGCUUUUCUAUCUCCACAUGGUGGCCAGUCUAACUUAUCAACUCAGUUGAAAGAAACAGCAUCUUGUUACAAGCCAGCCUGCUGGCAGACGUAAUUUAACCCAAGUUAGUAACGUCUGCAAAGCUGCGCCGUGAUCCUUGUUUUUGUUCCGCAAAGGAAUCAACAAAUUACCGGAACUGCGUUGGCAAAUCUACAAUUGCUUCUUCAACGGGCCAAUCAUGGUGUGUAUCCGGCAUACUCCUGGCACACAGAUGGGGGCCUUGCCUAAUCCCUGGGCCUCAUUAUUACGCGCGGCCAAUUCGUCUUGGAUACGUGACCGAAGUGAAUUGACGGAGAAGGCCGGGGAAACGCCGGAAAGACUAGGCAAGUGGGGCCCCAGAACAAGGAUUUCGGCUCUGUUUCGCAGACGGACUUACCGGUAACCAGAGAUUAGUUCGUCUGUGACGCAGGCUAGUUACAAGCGUUAAGUUUAAUCUGCCUAAUCUUAUCUUCCAAAGGGUAGCAAUCAGACCGACUUAAAAUCACUAGACGACCAACUUGAAAACUUAAGACGAAACAAGUACCGUUUUUCGUCGGAAUCCGAUCUUCGAGAAUUGAUUCAACCCAAUUCAAAGUUAUGCAACGACGACGAAACCGAGGAUACGAGUCCGGGAAACGCCCUCUUCCUAACGAAAUCACGUCUCCGAGAACUGACCAAAGUAUCAACAUGA
Porites lobata is the source of this 4258-nucleotide messenger RNA. Lineage: Eukaryota; Metazoa; Cnidaria; Anthozoa; Scleractinia; Poritidae. The record is from the annotation of a GenBank genome assembly.